AUGGACAGCCAACCACCCCCGUCAAGAGGCUACGUGGAUCCAAACUUCCCUAAUCCAAAUGGCCCUGGUGACGCAUCUGUAAUCAUAUACGGUUAUACACCCAAUUUCAUCAUCUGCAUUCUCGGCAUCGUCUUCUUCGCCUUCAUUUUCUUUGCCCACCUCUUGCAAAUCAUUAUCUACCGGCUCUGGUCCUUCACCCCUCUCGGAUUCGCAUGUGUAAUGGAAGUGAUCGGCUACGUAUUCAGAGAGCUCUCGUCCCGCAAAGAUCCAUAUCGAGUCAACUUCUUUGUGGUCCAGUACUUCCUCAUAGUCACAGCCCCAGUGCUGAUCUCAGCGAGCAUCUAUGUUUGCUUGGCGAAGGUUCUUGGGUGGGCAGCGGAUUCCGGCCUGGAUCUGAGCGCCAGGAGUGUGUUGUUUCGGAGGACGUUUGCGCUGUCGACCUUCAUCACUAUCGACGUGCUGAGCACCCUCCUACAGGUCGCCGGCGCGAGCAUGAUCGGGGUUGCCACUUCCAACGGAAAGAAUCCGACGACGGCGAAUAAUAUUCUGCUCGCGGGACUUGCGGUCCAGACUGCCGCAUUCUUCGUGUUUCUGGGUCUCCUCGCCUUUGCUACUGCAGCGAUUUACCGCGAUCGGAGGGUAGCACGGAAGGCGAAGAGAAGCCCUUUCCUUGGAGUGCUAGUAGUUGCCAGUGUGUUGAUAUUUGUGCGGACUAUCUUCAGGUUGGCCGAGACGGCUCAGGGAGUCUUUGGGUAUCUGAGUAGUGACGAGAGGUACUUUGCAGUGUUAGAGUUCGUCCCAGUCGUGCUGGCUGCGGGGAUUCUGGCAGUAUGGUUCCCGGGCCGAUGGCCGACUGCACGUAGGAGGAGGGGGGGAAAUGAAAGCAGACAGCUUGUUUGA
Messenger RNA from Drepanopeziza brunnea f. sp. 'multigermtubi' MB_m1, 900 nucleotides. RefSeq lists its product as uncharacterized. The record is from RefSeq and is a predicted model, not a curated record. Gene Ontology annotation, cellular component: membrane. NCBI's taxonomy places the organism in Eukaryota, Fungi, Ascomycota, Leotiomycetes, Helotiales, Drepanopezizaceae.